This is a messenger RNA of Temnothorax curvispinosus, 3021 nucleotides long. It is a transcript of the gene Set, whose product is annotated as protein SET. Gene Ontology annotation, cellular component: chromatin; nucleus. The transcript has 5 exons. The record is from RefSeq and is a predicted model, not a curated record. Gene Ontology annotation, biological process: nucleosome assembly. The coding region runs from base 165 to 1118 and encodes 317 amino acids. Lineage: Eukaryota; Metazoa; Arthropoda; Insecta; Hymenoptera; Formicidae. Gene Ontology annotation, molecular function: histone binding; chromatin binding.
CUCGGCACUCGGCAUCGGCGUGACGGGAGUGGACGAGUGGACGGUGGACGCCGGACGGGAGCGGAACGCGUACCGCGUACGGGAAAUAAACAGAGUGCGGCGUGUAGCGUGCAGCGUGUAGUAGUGGUGGCGAGAGAGCGCGCGUUUAAGACAGUUUAAGAAUCAUGUCGUCGUCGAGCAAGAAGGCCAAGGAGCUGGAGGAUCCGGGCUCGGGCGAGGGGGACGCCCGUGAUUACGACGUCGAGAUACAGAAGACCCUCGAGGAGAUCGACGGCUGUCAGAAUCAAAUCGAUGGCCUGAACGAGAAGGCCAGCGACGAGAUUCUCGAGGUCGAGAAGAAGUAUAACAAGCUGCGCAAGCCCUACUUCCAGAAGCGUAACGACAUCAUCAAGAGGAUACCCAACUUCUGGGUCACCGCUUUUGUAAACAACAAAGAAAUAGCAGAAAUAUUGGAGGAAGACGAGGAAGACGCCCUAAGAUUUCUAAACAAAUUAGAAGUUGAAGAAUUCGAAGAUAUCAAAUCUGGCUAUAGGAUUAAUUUUUACUUUGACGAGAAUCCAUAUUUUGAAAAUGACGUUUUAACUAAGGAAUUUCAUCUAGGAUCUUCUGGAGAUCCAGCAUCUCAAAGUACGUCUAUUCGUUGGAAAGAGGGUGCGGAUUUAACAAAGAAAGCGAAAACCAAAACGCCGCUGAAAGGACGCAAAAGGCCACUCAAACACAGGUCAUUUUUCGAUUGGUUCACGGAUCAUGGAGAUCCAAGCUCAGACGAGAUAGCUGAACUAAUUAAAGAUGAUAUGUGGCCUAAUCCAUUGCAGUAUUACCUGGCUCCAGAUAUAGAUGUUGAAAAUGGCAUUGAGGGUGACGGCGAAGAAUGCGAAAGCGAAGAAGAGGAGGAAGAGGAGGAUGGCGCGGAUGAUGGUGAUGAAGGUGGAGAAGGAGAGGAAGGCGAUGACAGCAUAGUGGUAGUCGAGGAUGAUGUCGAUGAAGACGAUGACGAGGACGAGGCUGUGAAUGAUGAGGAUGACGGUGUCAAUGAAGAGGAUGAUCUGUUGGUGGACGAUGGUGACGACCCUCUGGGUCUAUUUUAUUGUAAAUGUUUCAGAGGGAGAAGAACCUGAAUAAAGUCAGAGUCUGAUUUCUCAUAACAUCACACUCCACAAAUACCGUGAAAAAAAAAGAAAGAAAAAUGAAUGAACGUGUGUGCACCGAAUCAAUCAAGAGCAGAUAGUUUAGUGGACUAAAAAUAUUAUGCCAUAUGAAUAAAUCUCAGGACACAUUUUUUCUGAAUAUAUGAAUAUAGAGAAGCAGAAUUUAGGAGAUCUAGACCCUUUCGAUUGAGAACCUAUGUAUAAAAACACAGCAUUUGUUAAGAUAUAUUGAAAGUGGUUUGAAAGAGAGAGAGAGAGAGAGAGAGAGAGAGAGAGAGAGAGGAAAGGGUCUGGAUUGAAUUAGAUAGGUUUCACCAUUGCACUAAACCUGUAUCGGAACGUAAUACGACGUCCUCAGUUAUAUUCAUAUGGCCUAGUCGUCGUUCCCUUAAAAUAUGCGACAGAAAAAUUGUCCGCUUGGUCUUUAAUAUCGCGGAUUUUAUCGAUAAGUUAGGAUAAAAUAGAACGAGGCACUAGGUGGGGAGUUCCAUUUGCUUUCUCAUGAUGAAAAUUGUUCUUUAGACAUGACUUCCAGAACGAGGUGUUUUAGAUAGAAUUUUUGAGAGUGACAACUGUAUUUCCUCUCCGUACAUCAAAUACACGGACUUUUACACACGUGUCUCACUAUUGAAUAAAACGUGUAGAAUAAAGAUCCGAUUAAUUUUACAUUGACGCAUAUUGUCUACUGUGGAUGUUUUAUCACUACUCGGGAAGUAGUGAUAAAAAACUGUAUUAAUAAUUCGUGAUAAUAAUUUAUUCAUUUUAUAUCACUGUAGGUGCAGACUGUAACUAACUGUAUUUUUAUUUUAUUUGACUUCUUUUUUAUAUAAUUUUGUAUUAAUAGGUAUAUAAUGAGAAAUACUUGUAAUGCCCCGUUUAUAAGUUACAUAAAAAAUUUACACUAUACACAUGACAUGAUUAUGACAUAACAUGAUUUUUGGUUACUUAUGUUACAAUACUUACAAUGUUGUCUCCAAUAAACAGAAACACAUAGAUAUUGUAUAUUCAUGUGUUAUUACAAAACUUUUACUUGCGACUGUUUGUUAUCGAUAGAACUAUUGUUUUGUUAUCGAUAUUUUAGCGAUACAGAAAUAUGUUGCGCUCAAGGAAUUAUGUAUAAUUUUUCGAUAAAAAAUUGCAAUAUAAAAUUGUGUACUUUAUUACUCACGGAUAAAUGACAAUGUGCUCUGUAUUGAAAUCCAUUUUGAUUAGCAUUAGUUGGGUUACAAUUAUUCGAAGAAUUCUCAAGUUUAAGUUGACGAUAUCACGAACUUGUCACACUCAAAAAAGAAAAAUACUUUCAUCUGGUCACACCUCGUUCACGUUCUUCCACACUUCGUGUCACGAUUUACUCAUAUAAAGUAAGUGUUUCGCGAACAUUUGUCACAUUUGAUACACACGUACUUCUAACGAUGAUUUCACUUUGCGAGAUUAUCGAAUAUUAUAUGGCAAAGGUGAAAUCAACAUGCAAAGUCGCGACGAUACUCUUACAUCUUCUAUAAUCGUCAGUAGAGAGAAAAUAAGACACAAGUUGUCGGUUACACAUUCGCAUCAAUAAACCGAAUCUCGUUGGUUACUCUGCAUUCUUCGAAGCAUAGGAAGAAACAAGUACGUACUACAUCUCGAAUAGAAAGCGCUCGUAGUCGAUUUGAUAAGAUAAGCUGUAAUUGUCUAAUUUUAGAAUAAAGUACAACAGCGAUAUUUUUUAAUUAAGGAUAUAUAUAUAUUCUCGUGUUGUUUUAUUAUUCCGAGAUACGGUUCUGUCAGUAUUUAUUAGAUUAAUACGUGUUACCGCUAACAUGUGUGAGAAAAGAAACGAUUGUCAAAAUUAUAGAAAUAAUAAGACCAAUAAGAUUCGUAUUUUACCAUUAGA